CCCAGCCAGCUCCAUGGGGGGAAAAAACCCGACAGAGGAGGCGAAUAACGGUACACACACCAAUAUUUAUGGAGCCGAUGCCCGCACUUAACUGAACCACAUCUGCUCUCCUGAUGCAUGCCUGAAUACAUGCGUGUGGAGACGGAAGAGGGGAACGGCGUUUCGGGGGAGACGAAAACAAGCGGUCCACCAUUGUCUGCGUAGAAAUAAGAAUGGCCUGGAUAUGGAAGAGGAAGUCGUUGAUCGCCACCAGUCUGAUCGUGGCGGUCUCGCUCUUCGUGGUGGUUGUGAACUACUCGGAGAAGCCCUACUUCCUGCUGAAGCCGGUGUUGGAUCAGACGUUCAGCAGCCACUGGAUGUUCUCCAAGCAGCCGUAUAAGGCCUUCAAGCCUCACCUGGGCUACGUUAGCAUCCCCAAGCAGGAGCCUCUGAAGCUGCACUGUGAGCUCUGCAGCAUCGUGUCCAGCUCCGGCCAGAUGUUGGGCCAGGCUGCCGGUGCGCAGAUCGAUCGCUCUCCCUGCAUCUGGCGGAUGAACAACGCGCCCACACGGGGUUUCGAGGUUGACGUCGGCCAGCGCACCACGCUGAGAGUCGUCUCGCACACCAGCGUCCCCCUGCUGCUGCAGAAGCCCCAGUACUUCUUCGGCCAGGGCAACGACACCGUCUAUGUGGUGUGGGGGCCGCUGAGAAACAUGAGGAAGGACGGGAAGGGCAUCGUGUACAACAUGCUGCGACAGGCGGCCGAGAACUACCCGCAUGCACGCAUCUACGUCACCACAGAGGACAGGAUGAACUACUGCGACAUGGUCUUCAAGAAGGAGACGGGAAAAGACCGGAUCCAGUCCGGCUCCUACCUCAGCACAGGCUGGUUCACGCUCAUCCUCGCCAUGGACAUGUGCAAAGAGAUCCAUAUCUACGGCAUGAUAAAUGACACCUACUGCAAGACGGAGGGCUACAGAAAGGUUCCCUAUCACUACUACGAGGCGGGCAGUCGGGACGAGUGCGCGGAGUAUCUGCUCCACGAGAGCGCCCCGUAUGGCGGGCAUCGCUUCAUCACGGAGAAAUCUGUGAUCGGCAAGUGGGCCAAACCUCACUCCAUCAAGUUCUUUAACCCCCCGUGGACGCUGUCGUGACCCUGGCUGAACCAACAAGGAAAUAUAACACCGUCAUCGCCAUUACCAUCGUCUCCGUCGACGGGGGAUCGCUACUCUGACAGCGUGUUCCCUAAUGUGCACAAUCCUCACAUUUUGGCACACAUUCCUCUUCAUAUCCAUUAAAAAAGGUUGUUUGAUGGCUGCUGUUCAAGUCCUGAAUGGCAAAGUGAUUUUGUGACAGAAAGACUUCCUGUUGAAUUCAUAAACAUGGUCAGCAAAAAACAUAUCUCCUGCAUCUUGAAUCUGAGAGCUGACGAGUUGUUCUCUUCACUGACCAGUCGAUCCUCUCGCUGCUCUGUGAGCUUAGCAACGGGGGGAAACAACAGGAAGUUACUACGGUGUGUCAACAUUCACUGACCUCACAUGUCUGCAGGCGAUGUACAUGGCAGAGGCUGAAGAAGACCUCAAGUGGCCAUGGACGCCUGUUGAGCUCGCCUACUCUGUUUCCCUCUGACUCCUGUCAGGCUGUAAUGAAUCCAUAACAAGCAUCAUUCAGGCCUUCCCCUCUGACUGAGGGAUAAUCGAGGCAUUUUUUAUCUGCUCCGCCUACAACAGAUUCAACGAACAAGGUCAUUUGAAAAAGAAAACCUCAACGCUAAACAAGAGUCACGGCUGUAAAUCAGCUGUUUAACGUCAUGCUUUGCUGUGUGUAAACUCACACGACUAAAAGAUGUCAGCUGUUUCCUUCUUUUAUAACGCUGUGAAACUUUUAAGAGACACGUUCCGCCUCGAUCUGGAUCGGUUGCUAAUUUAUUCAGCUCUUCAGCAACGCUCCGUAACAGUGUGCCAUUGACAAUGUGAGCAUCACAGCACAUAGAGCAAUGUGCAAUUACAAACUCACAGAGGGAGUUGUAUCAUUUGUGACCCCCGCAGAGGGAGAGAUUUAUGUGUGCAGUGAAACCAUUGGAAGUUAAUUGUAUUCCAUUAUCAUUUUGUGCCUGCGAUACACUCAUUGUAUAGAGACGGAGGAGGAUGCCGCUCCUCUCUCCAUCGCUCAUAUUUUCAUCUCAGCUUUGUGCCUCUUUGUGUACACUAUCACCGUGUGAACACAUCUGCCCGUUUGUCUUUGAACGCAGCAUGCAUGUCUCCCGGUUCAGGUCGUAACAUUUGAAUGCAUCAGUUCCAGCGCAGUGAAGAAUAAUCAGUGAGGUGUGUAGGUCGGAUGGUCUCCGUGGAGGGCUUAGACUCUCUGGCUGUGAACAUGACUCUCCCCCCACCCCCCCACCAACUUCAAGACUGUGAUUAGUGUCCCGGUCGGAGCCGCAGCCCGGAGGGAAUGACACUGGAAGGAAUCAAAGUCUAAUUUAGGCGACUUGAUGCACAGGAUCCCUGACGACUGUAAUAAACUGCAGCUGAGCUCCACAGCCGCGCUGCUCUGUUUACGCUCACACUCAGACACUUCAUUUUGGGCUCCUUCUCAGUGAGCAUCGAUUUGGUGAUUUACAGGUCAACAUGUAGGUUGAAACUGGAAGGGUUGUGGAUUUCUUGGCAGACGCGCAGCUACAACUGAAGACUCUGAGGUCAUGUCUUCUUGGUGUUUCUUUAAUGUAGUGUGGGGAGGAUUUAAAAAAGACAGAUCCAGUUUUAUUGUGUGGGAUUGUAACAGGCCAAUACAUAAGUACAGUUUUAAGUAUUUAUCCCCUGAAAAGCAGUUCGAAGAAGGCUUUGCAAUAUUAUUAUCUUACAUUUCUUAACUAGUCCAUAUUACAAUUUACCGUACAUUUUGUUUUACUUGAGACAUCUGUAAAACUAGCCUUUCGACUGCUUAGACCUCAGUGACCUUUUAAAGGAACUUAUCCUGCAGGAAACUGAAAGGAUCUCAAAAUAGUCCCUACUCUGUGUGAGCAUGCCUGGAGUCUAAUGUACUGUAAGAGUUCCUGAUUGAUCCAACAUUAGCCUCCGGCGACUACAACUUAUACAACAGUUAUUGACAGAGGAAGCAAGCAAACAGCUACAACACUUCUUAAUGUAAGGACUAGAAGUGGACAUUAAUUCUAAUGUUUGUAGAGAGUUAUGUAAUGAAUUCCUGACGCUUCUUCAGACACGUGUUCUGUUGUUUCCUGUCCGCUUCAUGUUGCACGUCUCCCUUGCAGCAUCUAAUCAACAUGAAAAUACAACAUAAUGAUCCUUUGUUUUUAAAUCCGGGAUGAAAAACAAACCAGAUUGUCUUUCCUUGAUCCAUUUUUAGCCCAAUUUAUAUCUUCAGUCUUCUUCACUUGCAGUGGAAACACAAAUGUGCCCUUUUUUAUUUAGUUAUUAAGAGUAAAACGGCAACUAAGUUCCGUAACAACUGAGCAACUCCUUCCUCUAAUGAAGAUUGUUGAAGAAGUCGGCAAUUGAAACCUAAAGAUACAGCUCUUAAAAAAUACAGAUGUUUUAAAUUACUUUCCAGUUAUAACCCAGAACUCUUGGUGCAUGUUGACCUGCAAAUAUCCAAAACCUGCUCUCUGGUUCAUUGUGUGUCUUGUUGGGUUGUCUCAUAUUUCUCGGCAUAAAGCACCCGAGGACUAUCACAGAACGACCUCCAACUCACAACUCAUUGUAAGUCCGCCCAGCUGAGGAAGAGCAUCAGCAAAAAUGUAAAAUCGGCCUAUAUUAAAUUCCAGCCGGUAUGGCUCAGCGUAUAAGGGAUGGCUGUAACACAGACGGGGUCACGGGUCAGAUUUCCUCUGGGACAACACUGCGCUCCAGAGGUGUGAAGUAACCCCGGACCACACGAUGUAUGUAAAACUGAAAAAACGUCUCUCUGUGAUAUUCCUCCUGCUCUGCAAGCUAGAAGAUAGGAUGUGUGCCUCUGGAAGAGUUAGAAACAUGCUUUUAUCCUGAGGUAAAACAUCCCCUGACACUGAAUUACACAGGAGCCAUGCAUGUUACAUGAUUAAUGUACAUCUCCACGCAGCCUGUGAUUGUGCAUUCAUCCGGCAGCUUCACCUCUGCUAUACAGGAUAUCACGAACGCUUCACACAAACACAAGUUUUAGCUGUCCCAUAUGAUUGUCAGGUGUGUUAUGGUGCAUUAUUUUAUUCUAAUGUUCACAUUCUUCUCCUCUUAUUGUUGCUCUUUUUUGUUGUUGAUGCAGUGGCUUGUGUGUUGCCAAUAUUUUCUGCUGCUGCAGGCUGUGCUCUUGGUUUUUUUCUGAUCAACAAACACUCCUUUGUCUUCGGCCAGAACAACCUGGAAGGAUCCCAACAGAUGUAUUAUACAGGAUAUUAUAGAAAAUUAGUCGUUAAGGAGAUGCUUUCGCUGUGAAUAAGUAACACUAUGAAGAAGAGUGGGAGGAAAAAUAUAGUUUUAAUGAGCAUUUAUACAUUAUUUUACUGUUUGUUUUAACUUUAAACCAAUAGUUUGACAGUUAGGACAUAUCUUAUUCGCUGUCUUGCCGGCAGUAAGGUGAUAUGUUUGAUUGAUCUCAUACCUUACAGUACAUUUGAAGCUUCAACCAGUAGCCGGUUAGCAUAUCCUAGCUUAACUUAGCUCUAAAAUUGGAAACCGGUGCGCACAGCAAGCUUGGCUUCGUACAAAGUUAACUAAAUCCUCUUAAAAGCUUACAAAUUAACAUGUUCUAUCUCAUUUGUUUAUGCAUGUAAACAUCGAAGUGUGAAAAACAGCAAUUUGUGUUUUUUUACACUUGGUUUUGUGCCCGAGUGUACGUCGGCUAGGAGCUGUUGCAGCUGAGAUUCCAGGAAAGUCUAACCCUCUGUCGCACUGGUUCUGAUCCUUUGGAAUUUGGGAUAACUUUGUGACCCAGAGGAAGCUAACUGUUGGCACCGAGGUGACCGGUAUUGAAAGAACUUGGUUUUGUCUAUAUCCAUAAAACUCACCAGCCCUCUCUGAUUUCUUUUGAAGCUAUUUUCUGUCUAAAACCAUUUCUGUCCUGCUGCUGAAACACAGGCUCAUUCCCUCUUAUGUAGAGCUGUGACCUGUAGGCUGUCACCAUGUAGGGCUGUUGGGAAAUCGUUCAAAUUAAAAGACAGAAUAUGUACUUUACCGUACGCGUGUCACAUCACUUUUGUCAUUUAAGACUCGGUUCCAAGGGUGUUAGAGCUUUUGAAAUUGAUAAAAAUACUAAUUGGAUUGUGAAUGAGGUUGAUAAAAUAGAAGCUUAAAGUUCGGAUCUCACUUUGGCUCUCUAUAACUUCCUAUAAAAACAGCACAUUUUCCUUUUAUCUUUAAGGUUUUUGCACAGAAAGAUAUAACCAUAUUAAUCUAAUUAGUGAACCUUAUUUGGACGGAGCCAGUCCAACUGUUUCCAUUAUUUAUGCUAAGCUAACCAGCUAGCUGUAUUUUACGUAACUAUUCUUAUCUAUCCUCACAUUUUAUCAUCUAACUCUCCAGCAAAACGCAAAUCAAUUUCCCAAAAUGUUGAACCAUUUCUAACUAUUUCUCCCCUGGAUAUUUUAACUUUUGGUUCUGGCUCUUUUGUUUUUCUCUCACUGAACUUGAACUGAUCAUUUAAAUCACAUGAAGCUUCCAUUUGGGGAAAUGGUUUCAUCCCUCCUUUCAAACCUGAAGCAGACUCUUCUCUUUGUACCUCGCAGUAUGCAAAUAUGAACAAAAAUAAAACACAUUGCUUGUCCUCAGCCUCACGGUUACAGAAGCUGAAUGAACUCCAUUUUAUUAUACCAAGUUAAAAAGUAAUUGAAGGUUGCGUCGCCUAAAACUAGCAGCGCCUGCUUAAAAAAAAAAAACCUGAUUAAAAUGUCUCGGUCUGCAGGUCUGCACAACAGAGAUGUUCAUUACCACUGCGUUCAAAAUGCUCUCAUUAUUUGUGUCUUUUUUUCUGGUCCAGAUCAUUGCUGAUAAUUAUGUUUUGGAGUUCAGAUUUUAACGAUUGUCUUCCCUUUGUAGCAUUUCCUCCUGACUGUUGUACUUGUUGCCAUUUUUCUCAAAUGCCUUAAAGUUCAUUUGAAUUUCUCCUUCACCGUGUGCACGUCUUGCAUUCCUUUUUUGUGUUGUAAAGCACUUUCCUUUUUUCCAUUUUCAGGUCAAGUGUCCUUGUGAAAAGUGUAACUUUGGUUGGAGUGUUGAGUUGCAUUGAAUGUAAUAUAACACUGAGAGGUUGUUAUAAAGAAAGAUGCUUUUGCUAACACAGUUAACACUCCUUUUUAUCGGUUGAAGAAUAACAUCUGCAUGGAGAAUUGCAGGUCGUUUAAUUGUACAUGUUGUUAAACACGUAGUGAUUAUAUGUAUUAUUCUGUCACUUGCUGUCUACUUAUUAGCUAAAAAUAGAUAUAUGGUGAAUGUUCUUAUUUUUACCGACGUGUCCUCUGUGUCUUUUAUUCUCUGUGGGGAUUAAAAGAAACCUAAAAACCUUG
This is a messenger RNA of Eleginops maclovinus (Patagonian blennie), 6469 nucleotides long. RefSeq names its product ST6 (alpha-N-acetyl-neuraminyl-2,3-beta-galactosyl-1,3)-N-acetylgalactosaminide alpha-2,6-sialyltransferase 3 (gene st6galnac3). Bases 213 to 1133 code for a protein of 306 amino acids. The record is from RefSeq and is a predicted model, not a curated record. Gene Ontology annotation, biological process: oligosaccharide metabolic process; ganglioside biosynthetic process. The transcript is spliced from 5 exons. Lineage: Eukaryota; Metazoa; Chordata; Actinopteri; Perciformes; Eleginopidae. Gene Ontology annotation, molecular function: alpha-N-acetylgalactosaminide alpha-2,6-sialyltransferase activity.